ACUUGGAGUUGAAAAAAGAAAAUUAUCUGAAGAAAGCUUUUCCUGGAGAAAUUUGGGAAAUUGAACGAAACAAUAUUUUUCGAACAUUAAAUCGACUAAGAAUUUUUUUGCGCAAAAUUAAUAAGCAAGAAUAAGAUUAAUAAGCCGCAAUUUUCAGAGAACUGUCGAUACUAUUGGGCAUAACCCACUUGAUAAUUGAGGAAAAUUGAUACAGAUAAACAAAUAAAAAUGCAUUACUGGAUGCUGCUGUACAGCGUGUAUGGAAAGCCCUCCCUGCAGCGCGGCGCCGCGUCGACGUGAGACUAUAAGUAAGUCUCGCACUGCGGGUGGCGACUUAAUGUCGUUGCCGCGUCCGUGGCGCCAAGAGGAAGGCCGAUCACGAUAAUUCGUCGAGACACUCUGACUCGUCUCGAUACGUGUGUUGAUCGAUCAAAAAAAAAAAACAAAAAAUAAUAACAAAAAGAAAAAAAAGUCCAAUUGGUGUGACAAUUCCGCCUCGAGGAACUAAAAAUCUCAACCACCCCCACGAAAGAAAAAAAAAGAGAAAAAUGUUUCUAAUGAGCCCCAGUUGAUAGUGUCAGUGCAGUGGAAUUUUGAUAACUUGUUGCUUCUGUGCUCAAAAGAAUCAAUUUUUUUUUUUUUAACAAAAAAUAUAAAUUUUUCGAUUAAAAAAAAAGGUGAAAUAAUAGUGUGGAGUGUCCAAUGUGGAACCAAUAGGAACAGGAAUUUAAAUUUUUUUUUCGCAAAAACUCGAAAGGAUUAUUUUUUUUACACACAACUUGCCUGCGUGAAUCGACAAAAUAUUUCUCAUGGAUCAUCUCUAGGCAAAAGAAAAAAAGAAAAUUAUAUAGAGUAUUUUUUUUUGAAAUCAUGUCGGGAUUGUUGUAUACACUAUUGGGAUUGGCAGCGAGUUCAAGUCUUCAUUGUGCUGUCAGGCGGGAAAUCAGCCCCUGUACAUGCCGUCAAGAGGCGCCGAUUAUUAAUCCAAGUUUGAGUAAUAAUGGAAAUAAUAACAAUGGAAAUGGACACAUUCAUUUGGAACGAAUUGAAGUUGUUUGCGAAAAAAUGGAAUCAUUCGAUCAGGUUGCGGAGGCGCUUAGCGGGAAAUUCACCCCCGAACAGCAGAUAACAUUGAGGGUGUCACAUUCACAAUUGCGCGACAUAUCGAGGCAUGACUUUAAGGAGCUGAGGAUGUCCAUCGUUAGACUUGACCUUAAUCACGAUCAUCUUGUGAAUGUGAAUGGUGACGUUUUCGCGGGUUUAAGUCGGACGCAGUACAUGAGCCUCGCGGACAAUGAAGUGCCAUCAGUACCGAGGAAAAUUUUAUCUCACCUUCCGCUUUUGAGAACUCUCGACCUUAGCAGAAAUAGAAUCAGUCGCAUUGAAGCGGACGACUUUAAGUACAAUCCUGUGUUACAAUUUUUACUCAUGGCUGGAAAUACUUUAUCGGAAAUGGUACCUGGUUCAUUACCGCCUUUGAUAAAACAACUGCACGUCGGGAGAAAUCAUUUAAAAACAUUGAAUCGAACUUUGAGAGAUCUUAAUCAACUCGAAUUGCUUUUUAUAAAUUCGAACGAAUUAACGUAUUUGGACGGUGAAUUACCAUCGUCGGGUCAUAAUUUAAAAAUGCUCUAUGCCGCUGACAAUAAGUUGACUCAUUUACCACCUGAAUUUCGUUUUCUACAUCGACUCGAAACACUUUUCCUUCAACAUAAUCGAAUCAAGAGUCUUGAUGGAAACCUUAGUAAAGCGAGACGUUUGAAACUCUUGGAAUUAUCCUACAAUAAUAUCCAAGAGCUGACAGAUGAGGACUUUGUCGAAGUGGAAAAUCUUGAGAAUCUUGAGUUGGGUCACAAUUCAUUGAAAUCACUGGGUGGCGAUGGCAAUGAAAGUGGAGAUGGCGGUGGACACAGUGCCCUUUAUCCAUUGAGAUCAUUGAGAUCUUUAAAUUUGACGCACAAUGAAUUGCGUAAAUUUUCCUUUGCUUCUUUACGCGGAUUACGAGAACUUCGUUUACUCGAUUUAUCCAACAAUAAAAUCGAUAGAUUACUACGAGGGAAGCCUUCGGAGAAUCUUGUUGAAGAAGAAGGCGACGAGACGGCUGGCGCCAGUAUCCAGGAUAUGAGAUUACAGCAUAACGAGCUGCGAAGCCUCGAAGGCUCGUUAUUUGUUGGUAUGAAGGAAUUACAGAGACUGAACCUCAGCCACAAUGCACUCGGACCAACGAUCGGACCUCAUGACUUACGUGGCUUGGAAGGCCUUCGAGUUCUUGAUCUUUCUCACAACGAACUCAUCACCCUCGAAGACACUUCCGAGACGUGGCUUCCGUUAUUGGAAGAAUUGAAUGCAUCACAUAAUCGACUAGUCACACUUUCGGAUCGAGACUUCCAGGGAUUCCCUGGUUUAUGUUGGGCUGAUGUUAGCGCAAAUCAAAUUCGUUCCUUAAUACCGGAACUCGUCGCUAAUACUCGAUGUACAGUUCAUGGAGUGCCUGAUGUACUUCGUAUUUAUUUACAAGACAAUCCAGUAUUGUGUGACGCCGGCUUGGCCGAUUUAACAGUGGCACUGGAGGUAAAUCACGCGAAAGUUUAUGGCUUUGCGAACGAUUGUCCAACAACGCAGACGAUAACAAUGUCGACAGAAUCGACAACUUUGCCACCGUUACCGCCAACUCUUUUCUUAGCGGCUGCAGCUGCCGCUUCCGGUGGCAAUGUUUCGUUUGCAGCGACCCUCGAGUAAAAGCAAAAAAAAAAAAAAAAAAAGCGAGGAAAAUUUUUUUGUUAUUUAACGCGAAGGAUUAUUUUAUUAUCCAAGGGGUAGGCUAGAGCCUAGGGAUGAUACCCAAAUGUCCCCAAAAAAUAAGACCCACAUUUCAAAAAAAAAAAAAAAAAAGAAAAUCACUCGCUU
Leptopilina heterotoma is the source of this 2907-nucleotide messenger RNA. RefSeq names its product insulin-like growth factor-binding protein complex acid labile subunit (gene ltl). Gene Ontology annotation, molecular function: protein binding. The coding region runs from base 871 to 2739 and encodes 622 amino acids. The record is from RefSeq and is a predicted model, not a curated record. The transcript has 9 exons. NCBI's taxonomy places the organism in Eukaryota, Metazoa, Arthropoda, Insecta, Hymenoptera, Figitidae.